Messenger RNA from Chrysoperla carnea, 1390 nucleotides. Its product is annotated as tubulin epsilon and delta complex protein 1-like. Lineage: Eukaryota; Metazoa; Arthropoda; Insecta; Neuroptera; Chrysopidae. The record is from RefSeq and is a predicted model, not a curated record. The transcript has 4 exons. Bases 48 to 1172 code for a protein of 374 amino acids.
UUCCGAAUUAUUACGUGGGUCAUAUUUUGUUAGAAAAUUUAUGAGUUAUGGGUGAUAUAAAAAAUGUCAUUGGGUAUUUUUGUAAAUAUAUAAAUUGUAUCUUUGAUUGGAAUACUGAGGAUUUGUUAAAGCCGGAAUAUUUACGAUUGGCAAAACAUAACAAAACGGAUUAUGAUAUAGUGUAUAAAUUAUGGCAGAUUUUAUCCCAUUUAGAACAUCCGAAACUAAAUCAUGUAAACACAUUAACACUAGUUGAAAGUGUAAAAUUAAAUUUUGCUGUAAAUAAUUAUAAAUGUGUGGAAUUUUAUGCGUUGCCCCAAGAUUACAGUUCAAGUAGCCGUGAAUUAUUAAUUGCAUUAGCAUGGUUGAUUUCAAAUACAAAUGUUUUAUCAAAAUUGGUUGAACAGAAAUUAUCAAACUGCACAAUUAAUUACGAGUUUCCCGAAAAACAAUUUCCAAAGGAAAUUGAAUCAAAAAUGAAUUUAUCAAAUGAAAAGGACGCACUACGAUACAUUUCAUUAUUAAUGGGAAAAAUUAAUAAUAAUUUACGUGUGAUAAAUGAUUGUGAUAGAAAAACUAUACAUAACAUGAAAAAGAUUCAUGGUGCUACAAAGUAUGAUAUUGAUAUUCCACAUUUAUCAAUACAUGACGUAACACUGAAUGACCUGCCCAACAGACAAAAACAAUUUUUAAAUGAUAAUCAAGAUGCCAUAAAUUUACUUGAAAUUAGAAACAAAUGGGAGGAAUGCCAGGGAUCAUUUUGGAAAUGGAUGAACACAGUACUUGAUGAAAAGGUAAACGAUAAAACAUCACAUUCAAUCCAAAUACAUCACAGAGAAGAAUUACAAAAUUUUAUAAAACUCUUGAAAUUAGAAGUACACAAACCACCACCGUUACUGGUAAAAAAAGAAAAUGAUCUAAUUAAAACACAUUUAUCAAAUUUCCAUUCGUUAAAUAUUCAACGACAUGUGUGUGUGCCAAAAAAAUCCACUAAAGAAACAAUAACACCUCGAUCAACAGAACAAAUAGAUAUUCUUAGUUAUUUAAUGUCACAAAAAAGGAAUUUGGAUAAAAAUGUUGAGGAAAACUACCAAUCGUUAAAUCGUAUAUCAUUACAAUUAACAGAUCGAUUAAAAAGCGUUUUAUUUGAAAAUAAUAUGAAAGUUAUUUAGCAACUUUCUACUGUGCUGUUAUAUUGGAUGUCUUCAUUAAAUCUGUAUCGUGUGUCGUGAAAUAAGAAAUUCUGUACAUGGCACUUCAUUAAUCGCUAUUUGUGAUAACUAAGGCAUCUGUGAUUUUUAUUUCUUAACAAUUAUCAGUUCCUAUUAUACGAACUAUGCCAUAUAUACAUAUUUUGAUAAGUUUUUUAAUAAAUCUUUCUUUUUAUAUA